UUUCUAAGGAAAAGGAAGUUACAGCUAGUUUAUCAUUCAGUCUAAAGUCCAGUAGAGGAGCUGAGUGUGUGUUCAGGAGUGUGAUAUAAUAAACUGGUCGACUGUAAGAAACUACAGAUCGUAUUAUCAUAUAUGAGCUGAUGAGUGUCUCUACUGUAGGACUGGAGAUCCUGAUAAAGACAGAGCUGAACUUUUCUACCUGAAGACUCUGAAAGACUCUGAAAGACCCUGAAAGACUCUGAAAGACUCUGAAAGACUCAGACCUCAGAAUCAGCUUCAGCAAGCUCCUCAUCUUCUCAGUCACUCUAAAACAUCAGGAGACAGGCAAAUAAGAUCCAAAUAAUCUCUGAUAACUGCUGGUGGAGAUACCUCUGCUAAGGAUCUGUGGAAUUAGCCUUCAAAAUGGAGAAAGUAAUGGACAAUGAUCCUGCCUCACUACUGUAUCGCUGUUGAUCUUCUUGGAAAGGAAGAGGAACAGAGACUGGAGAAGGGGGGGGAGGGGUGAGGCAGUGAGAGAGAAAGCGAAAGCAACUUUAAUCUGACAAUGUUAUAAACGGAGGGAAGAGUUCAGAUAUCAGCACUUUGGAUUCGCUCGGACUGGAGAUCCUGAUAAAGACGGAGCUGAACUUUUCUACCUGAAGACUCUGAAAGACUCUGAACACUGACCUCAGAAUCAGGGAUGAAGUUCCUCUUUGUGAUGCUUCUGAUUUUCUCUGACUUUUUGGAGUCUAUGUCAGAGAACUUUAAAGUAGUUGGUCCAGCUGCUCCUCUUGUUGCUGAUGCUGGCGAAGACCUUGUUCUGCCCUGUUCUAUCAAACCGAGCAUCAGUGCUGUGGAUAUGAGAAUAGAGUGGUUUAGACUGCAUGAGACAGACACUCUAGUGCAUCUCUAUGAAGGUUAUGAAGACAGAAAUGAAUAUCAGAUGGAGUCUUACAGAGGGAGAACAGCUUUAUUUAAAGAAGAGCUGCGGAAAGGAAACACCUCCCUGAAACUCUCAGCAUUACGACUUUCUGAUGAAGGAACUUAUAAAUGUUACAUUGAAUCUGUCUUCUUGAAUGAUGAUGUGACUGUUUAUGUCGAAGUUAAAGGAAAAGGUUUUCAUGCUUGGAAGAUUGCCAUCAUCUGCAUUUCAGUUUUUGCCAUAAUAUUAAUUGCCUUUACAGGUUACAUCUUGAAAGAUAAAUUCUCAAAAAAGAAACUUUCUCCUAAACAAUGCUCAGUCAUAACCUACAUGCGUCUCCAGUCAGAGAAUGUGAAGAAAGAGUUGGACCUGAAGAGAUACAACACAUCAGAGGAGGGAUACAGGAGACUCAUCCCAGCUAUCACAAACUGCAGAAAGGCUCAAUUUGCUGACUGUAAUCUCACUGCACAGUCCCUUGAAACUUUGAAUACAGCUCUACAAACAGAAAACUGUUCCUUGAAAGAGCUGGACCUCAGUAAAAACGACCUACAGGAUUCAGGAGUGGAGAAGCUCUCUGCUGGACUGAGGAGUUCACACUGUAACCUGGAGAUACUCAGACUUGGUAUGUGUAAACUUAGUCAGCAGUCCUGUAACAUACUGCAGUCAGUUUUACAAACUGAGACCUCCUCACUGAAAGAACUGGACCUCAGUAACAACGACCUGCAGGAUUCAGGAGUGGAGCUGCUCUCUGCUGGACUGAAGAGUUCACACUGUAAACUGGAGAAACUCAGACUAGCUUUGUGUAAUCUUGGGAAAUAUACAUGUUACACUCUGGGAUCAGCACUGCAAGCAGAAACCUGGCCCCUGAAAGAACUGGACCUCAGUAAGAAUAAUCUACAGGAUUCAGGAAUGGAGGACCUUUCCCAUGGACUGAAGAGUCAACUCUGUAAACUGGAGAUACUCAGAUUAGCCAUGUGUAAUUUCACUCUGGAGUCUUGCAAAUCUCUCAUAUCAGCCCUACAAACAAAAAUCUCCACCCUGAAAGAGCUCAACCUUAGUAACAAUGAGCUGAAGGAUUCAGUAGUGGAGCUGCUCUCUACUGGACUGAAGACUGGAGACUGUAAACUGGAGAUACUCAGACUAGCUUUGUGUAAUCUUGGAGAAAAGACGUUUGAAAAUCUUGGAUCACUUUUAAAACAGGAAAACUCCGCCCUGAAAGAGCUGGAUCUCAGUAAUAAUGACCUGCAGGAUUCAGGAAUGGAUCUGUUAUCUGAUGGACUGAAGAAUUCACACUGUAAACUGGAAAUACUCAGAUUAUCUGGUUGUAUGAUCACAGAGAAAGGCUGUUCCUCUCUGGCUUCAGCUCUGAGUUCAAACUCCUCACACCUGAAAGAACUGGAUCUGACCUACAACCACCCAGAAGAAUCAAGAGUGAAGCUGCUCUCUGCUAGACUGGAGGAUCCACAGUGCUCACUGAGCACUCUCGGACUGGAACAUGCAGGUGAGAACAGAAUCAAACCAGGACUGAAGAAAUAUUCCUGUGAGUUCACUCUGGAUCCAAACACAGCGCACAGAUAUCUCUCUCUGUCUGAGGGGAACAGAAAGGUGCAGCGUGUGGGAUCUUCACAGUCGUAUCCUGAUCAUCCAGAGAGAUUUAAUUACUGGGAGCAGGUUCUGUGUAGAGAGAGUCUGACUGGACGCUGUUACUGGGAGGCUGAGUGGAGCGGGACGGUUUAUAUAGCAGUAACAUAUAAAUCAAUCAGCAGGAAAGGAGACAGUGCUGACUGUGGGUUUGGACGGAAUGUAAAGUCCUGGAUUCUGAGCUGCUCUAAUAACAGUUACUCUGUCUGUCACAAUAAUAACAGCACUGAACUCUCUGCUCGUCCCUCCAGCUCUGAGACAGUAGGAGUGUAUCUGGACUGUCCGGCCGGCUCUCUGUCCUUCUACAGCGUCUCCACUGAUAAACUGACCCAUCUACACACUUUCAACACCACAUUCACUGAACCGCUCUGCGCUGGGUUUGGGUUCGGUUAUGUUUAUGUUUGGGGUGAAGGCUCCUCAGUGUGUUUAAAAUAAAAUAACCUCCUGAGUGAAAAACACACACACACACACACAGAACACACACACACUCACUCACACACACACACA
This is a messenger RNA of Colossoma macropomum (tambaqui), 3049 nucleotides long. Its product is annotated as NACHT, LRR and PYD domains-containing protein 12-like. Bases 680 to 2977 code for a protein of 765 amino acids. Gene Ontology annotation, molecular function: protein binding. Lineage: Eukaryota; Metazoa; Chordata; Actinopteri; Characiformes; Serrasalmidae. The transcript is spliced from 16 exons. The record is from RefSeq and is a predicted model, not a curated record.